GGAGCUAUUUCGUUCGCUGCAUUCCCUUUCUUCCGCCUUCUGCAGGGCCUGCCAUGGCUGCUCUUGGUGAGGCUUUAGCAGGCAGGAUGUGAUGUGUCUCCUGUGAUGGUGCAAGGUCGGGGGAGACCUGAGAGCCCCCAUUGGGGCCCACGUCAUACGCUCAAGGAAAGGGAAGAUCAAAAAAGAAGCCAAAUAGGUGAACGGAGGAAAGACGAGUCAUCAGCCUCCUCGAUGACUGGCACUGUUCGUCCCGGCUUGGGCAUCGUGUGCGGCGGCCGAUGCCUGAUCGUCGCGGUCGCGGUGGAGGUCCCGAGUAGGGUCAAAGGGGGUAAAGCGGCGAGGCAUCGGUGCCAAGGUCAUAAGGGACACAUCUAUGUAUAUGGUGAUUGUCGAGCGUCGAUACGUUCGCGAGACUCAAGAUAUUUUGUCUGGAGUGGAUGGCUUUCUGCAUUCAUCUACGAGUAGUGGCCAGCUGGAGUAAUGGUAGCAUGCUCAGCAACGCGAUCCUGCCAUGACUUGAGGUGGCGUGUGACUGUGUGCGGCGCGCGCCUGAUGGCUUGUAUGGUGGUGAUUGGAAGGGGCACUGUGCAUUUACUAACAGGGACGACCA
Messenger RNA from Tilletiaria anomala UBC 951, 610 nucleotides. RefSeq lists its product as uncharacterized. NCBI's taxonomy places the organism in Eukaryota, Fungi, Basidiomycota, Exobasidiomycetes, Georgefischeriales, Tilletiariaceae. Bases 106 to 465 code for a protein of 119 amino acids. The transcript has a single exon. The record is from RefSeq and is a predicted model, not a curated record.